AUGGCGGAAAUGACCUGCGAGGCGCUUUCCGCGCUGCUGCGCGAAAAGCCAAAAGUCUAUUACAGAACAGCAGCACUGAACUCUGUGCUGUACGUACACCGCAGAGGCUUUUCUUCCUUGGGAGGCCUCGAGGGUUUUUCGGGCUUAAAGGCUCUUUACGCCGACGGCAAUGGUUUGUGCUGCUGCAGCAAACCCUAG
Messenger RNA from Eimeria necatrix, 198 nucleotides. Its product is annotated as leucine rich repeat protein, putative. The record is from RefSeq and is a predicted model, not a curated record. The transcript has a single exon. The coding region runs from base 1 to 198 and encodes 65 amino acids. Lineage: Eukaryota; Apicomplexa; Conoidasida; Eucoccidiorida; Eimeriidae.